This is a messenger RNA of Dalotia coriaria, 783 nucleotides long. RefSeq names its product reactive intermediate imine deaminase A homolog UK114 (gene UK114). Bases 159 to 590 code for a protein of 143 amino acids. Gene Ontology annotation, molecular function: deaminase activity. The transcript is spliced from 4 exons. Lineage: Eukaryota; Metazoa; Arthropoda; Insecta; Coleoptera; Staphylinidae. The record is from RefSeq and is a predicted model, not a curated record. Gene Ontology annotation, cellular component: mitochondrion; cytosol.
AUAAUGGAUGGCUGUUAUCGCGGAGCAGAGUGCGCACGCGCCUGAUUUAUGUUUAUGCGUCGAUUUGAUAAUUCUAUUCGGAUUAUAUCACAAUCGUUGCGCAAACAGCGAGCGUUGUAGAACACAUAAUCUUUUUUUUGUAGCGGUUGUUUGUAAACAUGUCGAAACUCGUCCGUACUUUGAUUCGCACACCGAAGGCUCCCUUGUCGAUUGGACCAUACAAUCAAGCAGUCAAAUUCAACAAUGUGGUCUAUUUAUCGGGAGUCUUGGGAGUGGACGUGAAAACGAACAAAUUGGUAACUGGCGGCGCCGCAGUUGAAGCUAAAAUGGUGCUCACCAAUAUGGCGAACAUUCUGGCCGCAGCCGGUUCGGGUUUCGAUAAAGUCAUCAAAAGCACCGUCAUGCUCAACGACAUCAAUGACUUUGCGGCGGUUAAUGAAGUUUACAAACAAUUUUUCACCAAGGACUUUCCAGCUCGGUCCACAUUCCAAGUCGGCAAGCUUCCAGCGGGCGCAACAGUUGAAAUUGAAGCAAUCGCUGCAUGCGGUGAUGUCUCCACGGAAGUCCUCGACUUAUCUAGCAAGAUGUAAGCAAUACUCGUCACGGGUAGGACCCACACUUGGGGAAACCCUCCGGAACAGGUAUGUCGCCAUCUUCUCCGACUUUAAACACCAGCGCCAUGCCCAUUUCCGUGUGAUAAUCAAUAUGGCAAUGGAAGAGCCAGUAGCCUGCGAAUCGCCAUUUUGAUUUUUAGUGUUAUAGUAAAUAGUUUUUUAUACCACG